CAUCGAUAUUAUUUUUACAUUCCUACUGUACAUUUUAAAUCGUUUGGUGUGUUUUCGUGUCCUUUCCAAUUUUUGCCCAAAAUGUUGAGCCGGAAAAGACGCGCUAGUUCGAUUUCCAGUAAGCAAGAUGAAGAUCCUUUGCAAAUGGAUGAUUCUACGCCGGAGCAGUCACCAGUUUUGCAAACCUCAGUGCGCAAAAAACGCCGGCUGGACCCUUCAGAACUGUGCCAGCAGUUGUACGAUUCAAUACGAAGUCUCAAAAAAGAAGAUGGCGCUACUUUAUGCGACUCUUUCAUACGUGCUCCAAAACGACGCCAAGAGCCUUCGUACUAUGAUGUUGUGGCAAAUCCUAUAGAUUUAUUGAAAAUUCAGCAAAAAUUAAAAACUGAUUCAUAUGACGAUGUAGACGAAUUGAUGCAAGAUUUUGAACUGUUGGUAAAAAAUGCUAAAGCUUUCUAUAAGCCAGAUACAGAUGAAUAUCAUGACGCUGAAGCACUUUGGCAGCAUGUACUUGUUAAUAAACAUAGAUUAUUGGAGUCGAAUGGUAUUGUUGAAGAAGAGCCAAAGUCAAAACGUCUUUCACGAAAUCCAAGGCGUUUGACUGGAUCCGCUGGUAAUAAUGGCGGAGCCGAAGCAGAAAAUGAACCUUCACGACUCGAUGACGACCUAAAUCCUUACGAAGAACUUUUUGCCACUGUAAUGACUGCGGUGGACUCCACUAUGAAUGAUCGACCCCUUCAUCGCAUGUUUCUUCUACUACCUUCUAAGAAAAUGUAUCCUGACUAUUAUGACGUUAUUGAGCAUCCCAUAGAUUUAAGACUAAUCGCGACAAAAAUUCAGAUGAAUGCUUAUUCUAGUCUAGUGGAAAUGGAAAGGGACUUGUUACAAAUGAUGAAGAAUGCUUGCCAGUUUAAUGAACCUGGAUCCCAAAUUUACAAAGAUGCUAAAACACUUAAACGCCUUUUCACGCAACGACGCGUUGAGAUUGAGAGUGGAAAAAUUAAGCCCACGCGACGUAUAAAAACGCUUUCAAGUGCAGCAAUUUCUGCGAUGAAGGCGAUGAAAGAAGACGUUGAUAGUUCAGAUGAUGAAGAAACCAGCAAAAAGGGGGAAGGCCCUAUGUGGGCGUUGUUUGAUCAUUUGUAUAAUGCGCCUGGAUCGACCGAGCAUCCUGGUGCAACGGGUCCUCCAUUAGGCAAUUCAUUGUGGAAGCUGCCGGUUCGCCGUUUUCAUCAAGAAUACUACGAACUUAUUAAACGUCCUAUCUCCAUGUCUCAGAUACAUACAAAACUCAAAAAAGGGGAAUACGCAAAUAUAAGCGAUCUUACAGCUGACCUUUGUCUUAUGUUAGAUAAUGCUAAAAAAGCAUUUCCGCCAACACAUCGCAUGCAUAAAGAUGCUGUAAAAAUGUUAAAAAUUAUGAAUACAAAGUUAGUAGAAGAUACUUUGGAACCGGAGACGAGCGACAUGGAAGACGAUGGUGAUAUCGAAGCUGAUUGCGAGGAUACUUCGGCUAGCAAUAGUGUACCGAGGAAAAAGGGCCGCCCACGUAUAAAUUCUAACAACACAAACACCCCAAAUACACCGAAUAGUAAUUCACCCAAGUCAAGUCGGAUUCCAAUAAACGCUGCUAUAAAAAGGAAAAUUUUAAGUAUACAAAAAUAUUUGGUUGACUUCACAAUCAGCAAUCGAAGGCCCAUUGAGUUGUUUAUGGAGAAGCCUCCACGAAAAAUUUAUCCAGAUUACUAUGAUAUUAUACAAAAUCCGAUGGAUAUGAAUACCAUUGACCACAACAUACGUUGCGAUAAAUAUGCGACCGUAGAAGAUGUAGUGGCAGAUUAUCGUCUUAUGUUUUCUAAUUGUAGACAAUAUAAUGAAGAAGGAUCAACCAUUUACGAGGACGCCAAUAAUUUAGAGAGAGCUUUGAAUGAAAAAUUGAAAGAAUUCCCCGGUUUGGCGGACAUUAAGAAACCAUUGCAAAAGUUAUCCAAACCUAGUGGUCGAAGAAAGACCGCUGUGGUUGAAAAAUUGUGGCAAUUUUAUGAGACAAUAAGAGAGUUCCAAGAACCAAAAGGUAAACGGCAAUUGUCAUUGAUAUUCACCAAGCUUCCAUCGAAAAACGAGUAUCCAGAUUAUUACGACAUUAUAAAGGAACCAAUUGAUAUGGAGCGUAUUGCGCAAAAAUUAAAACAAGGCAGCUAUGAGAGCGUCGAUGAGUUAGGGGCUGAUUUUUUACUGAUGCUUGAGAACGCUUGCAAAUACAAUGAGCCAGAUUCGCAAAUUUACAAAGACGCUCUGGUACUGCAGCAAUUGACACUCCAAUUGAAACAAAGCCUACGCAGUGAGCAUUCAUCGAUACCAGAUGUGUCGCUGGCGGUGCAGGAACUGUUCCUCAGCUUAUUUACGCAACUCUACAAUCACCAGGACGAAGCCGGAAGAUUCUAUUCUGACUCUUUGGCCGAGGUACCGGAAUAUGACGAAGUUGCUGAUGCAAGCGGUAAAUUUACUAAAGUUCGUGGAAUCUCAUUAGAUUUAAUCAAACGUCGUUUGGAUAAGCUUGCCUACAAACGCUUAGAUAUUUUUCAAGACGAUGUAUUCUCGUGUCUCGAACGUGCACGACGUUUAUCGCGUACUGAUUCUGACGUGUUUCAGGAUUCAAUUGAACUACAGAUUAUUUUUAUUAAAAAUAGGGAUGAACUAUGUAAAGAUUCAUUUAGCUCGCCAGCACUAAUGUACACAGUCGAAUUACUUGCUGAGGUAGAAAUGAUGCGCCAACAGAAACUUGCACAAGAAGACCAGGAUCAGGAGGAUAAGGACGAAUUGGAUACUGCAGCAAUGCAAGGCGAAAGUAUGACUAUCAACCAAAAUGUGUUUUCUCCUGGAGACUUUGUAUAUUUUCAAUUACCGGAAAAUAAAAUACCUGGUAUUGCUUAUAUUGAGCGCCUUUGGACCACAACAGAUAACGUGAAGUGGAUGUAUGGUGCAGUUUUUCUACGUCCACAUGAAACUUACCAUGUGACAACUCGAAAAUUUCUUGAAAUGGAGGUAUUCAAGAGCAGUGCUUCCCAGACGAUUCCUAUGGACAAAGUGCUCGGCAAAUGCUAUAUCAUGCACAUAAAAGACUACAUAAAAAUGCGACCAGAAGGUUUCGCUGAUAAAGAUGUAUUCGUGUGUGAAUCGAGAUACAAUAUCCGAGGGCGCUGCUUCAAAAAAUUUAAAGUUUGGCCUUUCGUUCGCGAAAACGAUCCAGUUCGUUUUAUUACGCGCGAUGAGCCAUUAGAAUUGCGUCGUGUAAUGUCCGUUUUUAAAGAACGCAUAGAAAAGCACAAAGGCGAGUUGGAGGAACUAAAACUUCAGGAGACACUGGUGGAGAAAGAAAAACCCAAUGUCGUAUGUGAUGCACCGCCUAUCAAUCCUGAACCGAAUAGUGUUUACUAUCAGCAAUUUAAUACGAUUUGCAGUGGUGCUGUUAAGAUCGGCGACUUUGUAUAUGUAGCUACACAAAGUGGAAAACAAUCAAUAGCGCAAAUCCAUCAAAUAUGGGAACACUCAAAUAAGUCUUAUUUCAAAGGACCUUGGCUUUUGGCGCCAAAUGAGAUAGUUUCGCCAUUAAAUAAGCAGUUCUAUCGCCAGGAAAUCUUAUUGUCGACAGUUGAGGAUAUUAGCCCCUUAAUAGCUAUUGUUGGACGUUGUGCAGUGCUUGAGUAUGCAGAAUACAUAAACUGUCGUCCGACAGAGAUUUCAGAGAGUGAUGUUUAUAUUUGUGAGUCCGUUUAUGAGUUGAAAAAAUCCUUACGUAAACUCAACACGCCUGGAGGUCUACGUAAAUUUCAACACAGUGUUGAAGUAACUCAAGACGAGAUAUUUCAUUUCAAAACUCCUAUCAAGCCUUGCAAGGAACUUAAAGGCUCAGAUGUCAAUGAAAAUUUGGGUAUGCUUGAAGAUUCACUGGAUGGCAAUCCGCCAUCAGUUAAUUCGGACAUAGCCGCAAUAUCAUCGCCAGCACCUUCGGUAUCAUCUACACCGAUAUCCUCCAAGGCAAAGAAUAAAAACACUAAAAAGAGUCUUACUGGUUACAUACUUUAUUCGAGUGAAGUACGCAAAGGAAUUAGCCAGAGCAAUCCUGAUGCUUCGUUUGGCGAUAUUUCACGUAUGGUGGGCACUGAAUGGAAGAACUUGCCGGCUAGUGUCAAGCAAAAUUGGGAAGAUCGCGCUUCACGAUUAAAUGAGGAAUCAGCCGCCCGUCGCGAAAUCGAUGAGAGUUUGAAUUGUGGCGUAAGCGGUAGUCCGGGUCCCAAUGAUCACCAGAAUGGGCACGUAUUUGAAUGUCUAUGGGACAAAUGCGAUUAUCAAUUCGAGGACGCUGUUGAUUGUAUGGAACAUUGUAUCCAAGAUGGCACAGGGCAUAUUCAACGGACUGUCAUGCAAGGCAACGAUACUGAACUCACAUGUCUAUGGCGGGGCUGUAUUCGCAUGAAGAAGAAUAUGCAAGCUUUUCCAUCAUUGUUGCGAUUGAUCAAGCAUGUCAGGGAGGUGCACCUAAGCAAGGGCGGUAAAAUUAUUCCUGCAAGUGAACGCAGUAAGAAUUAUGUGCCUCGAAAGAAUCAGAAGACACACGGUGCGCAGAUGAAUUCACACGGUCAACUGUCAAAUAUGUCUCCCAGGGGUGAAAAUGGUGCUGGCUCUCAGUACGCAAUGCAAGUUUUGGGACCACCACCAGAGCCAAUGUUUGUUACGGUGCCACCAAGACCACAGCGCGUACUCCAUUCCGAGGCAUAUAUUAAGUAUAUUGAGGGAUUGCAAAAUCAUUCAACUUCUUCACAGAAGCCUGCUUGGAAGAAUUCAUUGAAAAAAGCAACUCCGGCAAAUGCUACUGCUAAAACGGGUUUACCUACCCAUUGGCUAGGGAAAUAUGCGGAGGGCAACGCUGACGAUAUGGUAUCAGCACUAUGUCAUUUGCGCAAUUUUAUGAUGGAUGAUGCACUUAAAAUUCAUCGUAGCUGCUACUAAUUACAAUUGAAAACAUAAGAGCCUGUCAGACGUGGCUAUAUUUCCAACUUUUCCACGCAAUUCGCUGUCAAAUU
Molecule: messenger RNA, 5084 nt
Organism: Rhagoletis zephyria (snowberry fruit fly)
Lineage: Eukaryota; Metazoa; Arthropoda; Insecta; Diptera; Tephritidae
Product: protein polybromo-1-like
Biological process (GO): transcription elongation by RNA polymerase II; chromatin remodeling
Cellular component (GO): RSC-type complex; SWI/SNF complex
Molecular function (GO): chromatin binding; protein binding
Source: RefSeq, a predicted model, not a curated record